Periophthalmus magnuspinnatus is the source of this 2106-nucleotide messenger RNA. RefSeq names its product death effector domain containing (gene dedd). Gene Ontology annotation, molecular function: protein binding; DNA binding. Gene Ontology annotation, cellular component: nucleolus. The record is from RefSeq and is a predicted model, not a curated record. NCBI's taxonomy places the organism in Eukaryota, Metazoa, Chordata, Actinopteri, Gobiiformes, Gobiidae. The transcript has 5 exons. Gene Ontology annotation, biological process: regulation of apoptotic process; apoptotic process; extrinsic apoptotic signaling pathway via death domain receptors. Bases 387 to 1394 code for a protein of 335 amino acids.
CAGCACUGCGCUCCGGAUGUUUGCGCUGCGUAAAACGGAAAUGCAUUUAUUUUACUGCGAGUGUGUGCGCUGCUGACCAGUGGAUUUUAGCCUUUACCGCGACUGCCCAGGCCCAACGCUUCACAUGUGAAGCACGAAAAGACUCUUGUGUGUGGUACAAGAGCAUUUGUAAAGGAGCCGUGUGCCGUGCAGCAGACAUGUGUGCCACAGGUCUGUGUGAGAGGGACUGAGGCGCUGUUAGCCUGGGACCAGCUAGCCCCGUUAGUCUGUGUGGAGCCGUGAUCUGCCACACCAGACAGAAAGCUCUGCAGAGCGCGUCUCGGCGCCCACACCAGUGCUAGGACGUAUCUUCAGACUCUUCACCACUGGCGCUGGAAGCUGCCGUCAUGCCCUCAUCCCCGGAGAGCAGCUCGCCCUGUGCCCCGCCCUGUGCCAAGCGGCCGCGCUGCUCUGAACCCUGGCCCGAGGAAGCGGUGGACAACUCAUUUGGACUCUACUCCCUGCACCACAUGUUUGACAUUGUGGGCUCCCAGCUCACGCACCGCGAUGUGCGUGUGCUCUCCUUCCUGUUUGUGGACGUGAUUGAUGAGUACGAACGUGGCGGCAUCAGGUGUGGGCGGGAUUUCCUGCUGGCUCUGGAGCGCCAGGGCCGCUGUGACGAAUCCAACUUCAGACAUGUUCUCCAGCUGCUGCGGAUCAUCACCCGUCACGACUUGCUGCCCUACGUCAGCUUGCGUAGGCGUCACACUGUGUGCCCUGACCCGGUGGACAAGUAUCUGGAGGAGUCAUCCAAAGGCAGUGUGCAGAGCCGGAGCCCUUCCGGCCAGAGGAAAGCAGCCCCACAGCCGCUGAUCUGCUGCCCCCCUGCAGGGCCACAGGUGGGGGCCUCUCAGGUGGGGCCCUCUCAAGUGGGGCCCUCGGUGAGUAAGCCAGCCCGGACGUCCCCCACACACAAACGCAAGAGGAGCCAGAGUGUGGUCGACUGUAAAGAGAAGCAGACGUGUGACAUCCGCUUGCGUGUGCGGGCCGAGUACUGCCAACAUGAGUCGGCGUUGCAGGGGAACGUCUUCUCCAACAAACAGGAGGCAGUAGAGCGCCAGUUUGAGCGCUUCAACCAAGCCAACACCAUCCUGAAGUCCAGAGACCUGGGCUCCAUCAUCUGUGACAUCAAGUUCUCCGAGCUCACCUACCUGGAUGCCUUCUGGAGAGACUACAUCAACGGCUCUUUACUGGAGGCCCUCAAAGGAGUCUUCAUCACCGAUUCUCUUAAACAGGCUGUGGGCCACGAGGCCAUCAAGCUGCUUGUCAAUGUGGAUGAGGAGGACUACCAGGCUGGCCGGCGCAAACUGCUGGGCAACCUGGUGACAGGAGAACUGUGCUCCUCUCGAUGGUAGAGGUUCAGCCUAAUCGUAGAUGUCCACUGCAUGUGUCCACUGUCCACUUGGCCUGUGCCAGAGAGAUCUGCUCCAGUCCUGCAGAGGGCAGCCCAGAGCAGGACGUACACUGAGUGUGUAGACCCAUCAGAUGACACCAAACAGAAAAUGAAACACAUUGCACAUGGACUAUGCUUUUCAUUAUUUUAUCCUCUUCCACCUGAUAUUUUAGAUAUUUAUUUUAAAAAGACUUUCUCUUUAGGUUACAACACUUUCUUCUCGCUCCCUCAUGUUUGUGCCUGAUUACUUCCCCGUUGUAGAGGAAACCCCGUCCAGUCAAUGUGCUGUGUUCUCAUAAGAAAUGUCUGACUACAAUGGUAGUCUUCAUCCUGUGCUUCUGUUUGUUCUUCUGGAGCUCCUGUGAGGUGGAGGGGAGGUGGGGGAGAGCUGUGGGUUGGUCAGCUGGAGGUAGGCACGUUCUGUGGACACAUACAAUGAACAGUGGACAAACAUAGUGGACAGUGGACACGAGCAGUGGACAUGGCUCUGAGACCACUGUUGACUGUAGCUUCUGGACUGUGACAUUCUUCUCAGUGUUGAUGUGUUCUGUAGGAGGCGCUGUCUGAUCCUGAGUGGAUAUGUGGUCAGUUUAUGAUGAACAUUUUACUGGUACACUUUGCUUUGUGAGCAGAUCCAUUACUCUAGAACUGCAUAUUAAACUUUUUUUAAUUCA